This is a messenger RNA of Fusarium graminearum PH-1, 1251 nucleotides long. RefSeq lists its product as uncharacterized. The record is from RefSeq and is a predicted model, not a curated record. Lineage: Eukaryota; Fungi; Ascomycota; Sordariomycetes; Hypocreales; Nectriaceae. Gene Ontology annotation, cellular component: plasma membrane; lipid droplet; mitochondrion. Bases 1 to 1251 code for a protein of 416 amino acids. The transcript has 4 exons. Gene Ontology annotation, biological process: glycolipid biosynthetic process.
AUGGACACGUUCGAUAUCGUUCUCCUCGGCGCAACCGGAUACACGGGUCGUCUAUGUGCAGCAUACAUGGCUCAGGUACUUCCAGAGACCACAUCUUGGGCCAUAGCAGGACGUAACAGAAGUAAACUCGAGCAGUUAUAUAAUGACCUUGAACUCCAACUAACAACAUGCACUGUCUACACUCUCGAUCUUACCUCCGAAACAGCCAUCAAUGAACUUGUGAAGAAGACUUGCGUGGUUAUCAAUACCAUAGGUCCUUACGCUACGACUUAUGGGACAUCAGUGAUUAAAGCGUGUGCUAGUAAUGGUAUAGAUUAUGUGGAUUGCGGAGAACCCGCCUGGAUGAAGGAUACAAUCAAUAAUUUUGAUGGAAUAGCGCAAAAAACAGGCUCAAAAAUUAUCAUGACCACAGGCUGGGCCGCCGUCCCUGCAGAUUUAUCCGUCUAUCUCUCCAUUCUCAAACUCCGCAACAGAUUUUCUCUCCCAACACGCGAAGUCCUCGUCUGUCUUGACGGUGUCCGUGGUUCCUUCAGCGGCGGCAGCCUCAGUUCGAUAUGCAGUCCUGAGCCCACCACUGAGGCUCCAUUCGAUAUAUCGCCCAUACCAAGAACUGAUGCAGAAAUCGCCAAACUUGGUGUUUUUCCUGCCCCGAAUAUAUUCGGUGUGCAAGUAGUCGAUGAUUUAGGUGCUCUGGUACAAAGUUCGCACUCACAGAUCGAGACAGCUAUCGUGGGACGAAGCUGGGGCUUGUACGCUGAAGAAGGACCAGAUUCUCUUGGACCGACAAGUUAUGGGAUAAACUUCUUCUUCUCAUCGCGUAUGAAGUGUUCCAACCCGUUAUCGGCAUGGGCAUUCCGAUCAACUUACACCAUUCUGGAAAAUGCUAUAACCAAAAUACCCCCUCUACGCUACCUCGUGACACGAAUGUUUCCGCCAGGAACAGGUCCGUCUGAGGAAAUUCGCAGGGGGCAUUAUUUCAAAUAUCGUGCUGUGGCUGUAGCAGACGACAAAGAGGAUGAGCCUGCUCCGAGAGUCGAGGUCAACUUCGAAUACGACGGAGAUCCGUAUGUCUUUACAAGUGUGGCUUUAACCCAAGCGGCGUUGGUUUUACUUCAAGGGGAUACACCAGCCCAUAGACGGGGAGGUAUUCUGACACCUGCCUCGCUGGGUGAAAUAUUUGCAGAGAGGCUAAAGCAGCCAGAAGCAGACGUCAAGAUAGAGGUCAAGGUGAUAGGCGAUGAAGUCUAUUAA